UCGUCGAAAGCGGGAAAGAAUGUUCGAUUUGACGGGCAAGCAUGUCUGCUAUGUGGCGGAUUGCGGAGGAAUUGCACUGGAGACCAGCAAGAUUCUCAUGACCAAGAACAUAGCGAAACUGGCCAUUUUACAGAGUGUAGAGAACCCACAGGCCAUUGCUCAGCUACAGUCGAUCAAGCCGAGCACCCAGAUAUUUUUCUGGACCUACGAUGUGACCAUGGCCAGGGAGGAAAUGAAGCAGUACUUCGAUGAGGUGAUGGUUCAAAUGGACUAUAUCGAUGUGCUGAUCAAUGGAGCGACUUUGUGCGACGAGAAUAACAUUGCCGCCACUAUCAACACAAAUCUGACCGGAAUGAUGAACACUGUGGCCACGGUUUUGCCCUAUAUGGACAGAAAAAUGGGCGGAUCUGGUGGUCUGAUUGUGAAUGUUACCUCUGUCAUUGGAUUGGAUCCAUCGCCAGUCUUCUGUGCCUACAGUGCUUCCAAAUUCGGUGUGAUUGGGUUUACGCGAAGUCUGGCGGACCCUCUUUACUAUUCCCAAAACGGAGUAGCUGUCAUUGCGGUUUGUUGCGGUCCUACCAGGGUUUUUGUGGAUAGGGAGUUGAAAGCCUUUUUGGAAUACGGACAAUCCUUUGCCGAUCGCCUGCGUCGAGCCCCCUGCCAACCGACAUCUGUUUGUGGUCAGAAUAUUGUCAGUGCCAUCGAGAGAUCGGAGAAUGGUCAGAUAUGGAUUGCUGAUAAGGGUGGCUUGGAACUGGUCAAAUUGCAUUGGUACUGGCAUAUGGCCGAUCAGUUUGUCCACUAUAUGCAAAGCAACGACGAAGAGGAUCAGGAUUAAUUUUAAAUCAAA
Messenger RNA from Drosophila gunungcola (fruit fly), 850 nucleotides. Its product is annotated as alcohol dehydrogenase-related 31 kDa protein. Gene Ontology annotation, cellular component: cytoplasm. Gene Ontology annotation, molecular function: oxidoreductase activity, acting on the CH-OH group of donors, NAD or NADP as acceptor. NCBI's taxonomy places the organism in Eukaryota, Metazoa, Arthropoda, Insecta, Diptera, Drosophilidae. The record is from RefSeq and is a predicted model, not a curated record.